This is a messenger RNA of Pocillopora verrucosa, 927 nucleotides long. RefSeq lists its product as uncharacterized. Gene Ontology annotation, molecular function: calcium ion binding. The record is from RefSeq and is a predicted model, not a curated record. Gene Ontology annotation, cellular component: lysosome; extracellular region. Gene Ontology annotation, biological process: cell-matrix adhesion. NCBI's taxonomy places the organism in Eukaryota, Metazoa, Cnidaria, Anthozoa, Scleractinia, Pocilloporidae.
GCUCUUCAGUGCAUUUUAGCGAUACAGCUUGAUGAUGAAGACUUUUUUUCUUGUGGUUUUUCUUCUUUUUGGCUUUGCCAGCGCCAAACCAAAACCGGCAAAGCGAGCGUUGUUAUGCGAUGCCUUUCCAGCUAAGUUGAGUGGAAGACUUUACAUGGUAACAGUCACUGGCUCUGGAGGCACGUCUAAGCUUGAAAUAACAUUCAGCAUGGACUCAGAACGCGAGAUAGCGCAUUUAGCGACACAAUAUGCCGGUACCGAAAUUAACAUGAUACAGGACUACAAAGGGGGAAAGACAUACACGAUUUACCCACAGGGAUGUUAUUCUUCACCGCUCGAGGGUGAAUUGUUUCCCCCUGAGCAACUCAAGGGCUUACUGUUCGAAAGAGGUGGAAAACUUGGACUGAAUGGCGUCAAGGUUAAUGUGUAUGGAGGAAUGAUAGAUCAAGCCCACUGGAUUUUUACUUUCGAGAAUAGCGAAGUGUGCAUACCAGUCAGCUUUGGUUCAACGGAAUCGGGAUCUGCCACCUCUGGAAGCUUUUUGGAUUUGAGCGAAAGCGUCGAUCCUGAAAAGCUUCAGAUCCCAGAAGAUUGUAAUGCUUCGCCGCAGCGUAGAUCCCUUCCAGACCUGCUACAUCCAAACAAUAUUCAUACCGCGAGCGUACAAGCCGCUAUGAAAAGAGGAUUCGCCUGGCUCGGCACUCAAAGGGACCAGAAAAGAGGAUUCCCUUGGACUCAUUUUCAGAGGAGGGGAUUCCCUUGGACUAACUAACCGGCAGCUUGCUGACAAAGAGUCAUUAUCUUGACCCGUCAAAGGAUAACAGAGAACGGACAGUCCAACCUUUGCUCAGUCGAAUUACUUUUGAAUAAAUAGAUGAAUGUAGUUACCUCUUGAAAAUGAAAUUAAAGUUGAUUUGUUAAUCAUUA